AUGGUUGUGAGCACGGAGGCACUGAGUGAGAUCCAGGCCAGUGUCACGCAGGCCCAAGAUGGGCAACUUGUGCAAGCGAUGCACAAGCUCAUGAAUGUGCUGGCCAAGCACGGUCUGGUCCGCACCACACAGUUGAGACCUGAUGAAGUGGGGUGCCACCCCAUGAACAGGGACGGAUUUGGUUUGUCACCCCAUGACGUCCAUGCACUUGUGGACGGUUUGUCGGAGGUUGGGUGGGACUCGAGAGAGACGAAUCCAAUUUGUGGGGAAAUUUCAGAUCCAGAUCAUGCCAUGGUGCUAGGAUUCAAUGAAGCCUUGGUGACGAGUUCUCGGGGCCUCCUGCCGCCUGUCCAAGCAACCCAAAUGCGGUAUGCAUCGUUGGCAAACUCACAUACGAAUGCUGCCUUACGAUGUUUGGCCCAUGAAGUUGCACACAUUGGGACAGAGUGUGCGCUGGUGCUUGAGGGCAGGCUCUCUAUGGCCAGGGCCAAGAGCCAUGACCCACAGUUUUUCAAGGCUGCGCAGGAGGGCAUGGUUUGGAGGGUGAUUGCGAGAGAAGCUCUGGAGAUAGAUGGCGUGGCCCAAUUGAUCCAAUCAGCUUCCAACACCAGUGGCCAUUUACAAAGGGGAGAGCAUGAAUGGCAAAUCUUGCUUCGCAUGAAGAGCCUGAUUGACAGGUCCACCCCUCCUCCAGAGUGGAGCCAGGUUCGGAAGGAGAUCUGCAGAACCAAACCGGCUUGCAUCGAGGCCACACCAUACAUGUACCAAUUCCUCCUGAGAUUCAUGCACAAGGAGCUCUUGGGAAAGGUCGAGGAAAGAAUCAAGAAGAGUGUGAGCUCAAAGAAAUCUUUGGGCGCAGACUUUUACAUGGCCUUGAGUGGGAACUCCAAAGAUUGGAAGGUGCAGGGUCUUUUGUUUCGGCAUAUGCUGCUGGCUCUGGCCUACACAUCAGACAGGGUGCAGGCCAGCGAUUGUCGGCGCAUGCUGUCGAAGGAUUUCAGCCCGAAACUCACCACCGCAGAAGAGAUGUCUACCAAGAUCUCGAAGAUGUUGAAGAAGGCUGAUGUCAAGGAUAAGGGCACUGAUGUACAGGAAAAGUACGAAGCCUUCCAAGACUCUCUGGUGUUGCAAGCCUUGGAGAAGGUCAAGGCUACUCCAGAAUCCGUGGCGUGUGAGUUGAUGGAUGAACUUGAGGAGCUUCUCGGCACGCGGCUUUCCACCGAGUUCGAUGAUCAUAGGAAGACCAGUUCCAGUGCACCUCCUGCAGGAAGCGCGGGUCCCUCAGCAGCUUCGCCGUUCCGUGAGUACGAUGAGUUUGGGAAGCUGAAGGAUGAGGCCGUGCUGGUGAGAGAACACGGUUUUGUCCAGGGCGCUUCGAUUGUUCGAAAGAAGGACAAAGUCAGGGCCACAAUUGAGAAUGUGAAGGGCUCGAAGGUCAAAUUGUCUUUGGACGCAGAGGAUGUUACUGGAUACUUUGAGCUGUCGACCGGAUCCUUUUUGAGAGGAGAGUGGAAAGUAGUCAAAAAACAUCCUGAAACCGUGCAGUAUGGUUUUGAUGUGUUCUCCGGCCACACCGGGCUCAACUCAGAUGCCAUCAACAGCUUGUGUUCCAAGGGUGAGGUGGCAAGGCGCCUCAUUGAAUUGGAGAAUCAGCACGCCAAAGUCCUUGAGGGGUUGAAACUCCAGGUGAAACCUUCCAAGACAGUUUUCUCCACCAAAUCCUUUGCGAAGAACAAACUAGUUCUCAUCCCAUCAACGUGGAAGAUUGAAACGAAGGAGACUGGCUCUGGCAUUUCUCUUGGAACUAUCAGAGGUGUGCCCUUGAGCCUUUUUCCCGCCUUCGUGCAUUCCAAGGACGGUGACUUGACUGAUUCCUUCCUGCAGCCGUUUUGGAUGGUGAAGAGGACCCAUGUCCUUGAAGAGGCCAAUUGUGAGAUUCGCCCAGAGUUGCAGGGUUCAGAGAACAAUUCAGUCAAAGUCCCAUGUAUGUACAACACAGUUGCUGUGAGUGACAGAGAUGAGCUGGUUGUGUACGUGCCUCAAAUGAAAGUGGACGAUGAGCCAGAGGCCCUAUCUCGCAUUGAGGCCCCGCCCCCGGCCAAGCGUUUCAGAACCAAAGCCAAGGACUAG
Molecule: messenger RNA, 2130 nt
Organism: Durusdinium trenchii
Lineage: Eukaryota; Dinophyceae; Suessiales; Symbiodiniaceae
Source: the annotation of a GenBank genome assembly